CGUGGUGAAGUCACCGCAAGCGCGCCGGUACGAGCCGGAACGCGGAGAGCUGCAGAAGCAAUAGGCCCGAACUGGAGCAGCAGAGGCGGUCCGACCCGUAACCCUUAGAGUGACGGGUGGAUCAAGCCCUAACCGACGCCCAGAGGGUGACGGAAGGAGCAGGCCCUGACCGGAACCCCGAAGGCGCGGGAGAAGUAGGCCGGAGCAGGGGUCCGAGAGCGGUUGGGGAUUAGGCCCAUCCGGGCUCUGCAGCGAGCGACGGCCGAGGCCGUGCCCAGAGAUAAUUUUAAUGGGGAAGAAGACGCGGAUCAACUUGCAGCAGAGUCGGCGGCGGCCGAUCCUUCAGCUGGAAUCCGGUCACAAGAAGGAGGAUCGCGGCUCAGGCUCGGGCUCGGAUGAUGAGCAAGAAGAUGGGUCAGAUCAGUUAUUUGUUAAUUCGACUUCAAACAGUGCAAAUAAUGGGCCAUCAAAAGAUGCUGCAGUCCGGACUACAGGUGGUCUGGGCUUGCUUGGAGCUUACACAGAUAGUGACGAUGAGGACAGUCCUGAGACUGAACCACAGGAGGUGGAGCCACGGUCCAGUAAACCUGCAGACAUUGACAGCACUUUGGCAAAUUUCAUGGCGGAAAUUGAUGCAAUUACAGCACCUCUGCCCGUUUCUGAAUCAGCUCCUUCCACUGAGGCAAAAGCUCCAGCACCAACACCUCCACGUCCAGAACCCAAACCUUUAUUAAAUGCUCAAAAAGCUACGAACAACCAUGUUGAUAAUGAAGUGAAUGCACUGGUAGUGAGCAGUAACAUGGCGGCUGAUUGGCACUAUGAUACACAGUACUCACUGGCUGGAGUUAAUGUGGAGAUGGGUGACUGGCAAGAGGUGUGGGAUGAGAACACAGGCUGUUACUACUACUGGAACAUUCAAACUAAUGAAGUGACAUGGGAAUUACCCCAGUACCUGGCCACUCAGCUUCAAGGGCUCCAUUACCAGGCCAGCUCCGUGGUUCUAUCUGCUGGUGAAGUGGAGGGCAGUUUCCAACAUGUGGGUGUCUAUCACCAUGACCAAACUCUGGCAAAGCCUGAUGGCAGAAACCUUAAGAAGAAGGAAGUUAACGAAAGUGUGUUUGCACUGACUGGUGAGAAGGAGGAACAGUUGGGUGUUGCUGCAUCUUUGCUGGCUCCACUUAUCCCAGAGGAGGUGAAGAAAUCGGAGGAAAAGUGGCGGAAGAAAUUGAUUUGCCAGGAAGAACCUCAGGAAGAGGAGGAGGAGGAGAAUGCUAGUGGGGACACUGGACACACGGAAGAAGCCCCUCAGGAGGAGCAGCAGAGCUUGAAUCAGGAGAGUGUGGAGGAUGAAGAGGAGGGGGUCGAGAAAGAGGAAGAGGAGUAUACGCGGCAGUUGGAGCUGGUGCUGGAGAGGAAAAAGGCAGAGCUGCGUGCACUAGAGGAGGGUGACGCCUGUGGGUCGAGCCCACGAUCUGAUUGCAGCCAGGUUAUGCAACAGGAUGUUCAGGUGUCUGAGAGUAGUAAACAUGUCCACAGGAAAGGGAAGUGGCAGGCACUUGCUCGCACAUUCAGUCCUGACUCUGCUGGCCGUGCUUUGAAUAACCAAGAACAGGAUACUGCCCCAGAUGGCGUGCAGCCUGCAGAACCUGCUCCUGAAAAACCAAGCAUUGAUCCUGAAGGUGGUGAUGUGGACCUUGAAGAACCGACAGAAAAGGCAGUAGCUGCACCAAAUCCACUGUCUGAAGAAAAAGACGAUGAAUUUGAACUCAAGUUUCAGAUUGCUGAACUGGCAAACACACUCUCCAGUAAACUGGAAUUCCUGGGAAUUAGCAGACAGUCUAUCUCCAACUUCCAUUUCCUGCUGCUCCAGAUUGAGACUCGUAUAUCAGACUGGCGAGAAGGAGCACUGAAUGGCCAAUAUCUCAAACGUAAACUGCAGGAAGCUGAUUUACAGAUUAAACACUAUGAAUCAAAUGCAUCCCCAAAAGGCUGGUCCUGCCAUUGGGACAGGGAGCACCGGCGCUAUUUCUAUCUCAAUGAACAGACGGGCCAAUCUCAGUGGGAGUUUCCAGAUGUGGACGAGGAGGAGGAGGCAGCCGAGAGCACUUCAAGGCUAAAUGUUGGUAAAAGUAUGCUCAGCACUCCAGUGAGAGAAGCUGCAGGUGCAACAGGUGAUCCUGCAGAUCUGGUGCAUGUGGAGCUGUCUGCUGGCCAAGCUUCUGCAGAAGUCACCCCCCAGCCUCCUCCCCCACCUCUUCCCCCUCAACCCCCCCUCCCCUUGGAUCUCCCUCCCUUGCCCCCACCCCCUCCCUCCUCCCCUCCACCCCCACCCCCUCCUCCUCCCCCUCCAAGUGAUGAUGGCGGCGACAUACAAGAAGUGGAGAUGGAAGUGGACAGCAAGGAACCACCAGCGCCGGGAACAGAAGAAGAUUGUUUGGAAAGGUCCCUUCUCCCCAUCAUUCCAGUUACAACAGUCCAGCUUCCAAUAGUAAAAGUGAGUAACUCUGCUUCAAGCAUGCCCUCAAAUCCUCCAGCUCUGGGUCCGGCAGCCAAGCCCAUUAAGAGGAAAGCAGCAGUGCUGACUUCUACAACGAUGCCGCGUACCAUCACCAUUGGAAGCAAUCCUGUCCUCUACAGUCAGUCAGCCAUGGUCGCAGGCCCACAGAUGCUGGCCACGAUGAUGUCUGUUCCUCCCAUGCCUGCCCCGAGACCCCUUUUAUUACCCAGACCAACGCACUUGGUACAGAUACCACACCCAAUUCCACAACACCAAAUACCAGUGGCACAAGCUAUUCCACAGCCCCCACACAUGCCAGAGGCUCCUCCGGCUGCUGCAGCCCCUCAAGUAACAGAAAAAAGCAGGAAGGUGAAGAAAGACAAGAAUAAGAAGAGUAAAAUGAAGAUGCCAUCAUUGGUGAAAAAGUGGCAGAGCAUUCAACGGGAGCUAGACGAGGAUGAACACUCAAGCUCCAGUGAAGAUGAGCAAAGAGCGAUUCUGGCGCAAAAGCGGAUAGAAGAGUGGAAGCAGCAGCAGCUGAUCAGUGGUCAAGCUGAGAAAAACGCCAACUUUGAAGCGCUACCAGAAGACUGGCGGGAGAGACUGAAGCGGAGGAAAAUGGCUUCAAACUCCUAACAUUCUGAGUUUUAUACUAUGUGUAAAUUAUUUUUCUACCUUUAUACAGAACAGUUUAUAUUUGUGUAAAUCACUGAGUAGAUAGUGGGUCUGUGAGCAGUUUGGUGCAUGAGCAUAUUUGGUGGCUAGUAGAGUAUACUGCUUUCAAUUUUCUAGUAUUGAGCUAUGAAAAUUUUCCAUGUAAUAAAAUGACGUGCAUCCAGGUUGUGAACUAAUGGUGCCCAUUUGCAAUUUCAUAUGUGCUGUACAUUUGUAUAUAACAAUAAACCUUUUUUACAAUA
This is a messenger RNA of Hypanus sabinus (Atlantic stingray), 3414 nucleotides long. RefSeq names its product formin binding protein 4 (gene fnbp4). Bases 290 to 3133 code for a protein of 947 amino acids. The record is from RefSeq and is a predicted model, not a curated record. NCBI's taxonomy places the organism in Eukaryota, Metazoa, Chordata, Chondrichthyes, Myliobatiformes, Dasyatidae. Gene Ontology annotation, molecular function: protein binding. The transcript is spliced from 17 exons.